Messenger RNA from Monoraphidium neglectum, 288 nucleotides. RefSeq lists its product as hypothetical. The coding region runs from base 1 to 288 and encodes 95 amino acids. The transcript is spliced from 2 exons. NCBI's taxonomy places the organism in Eukaryota, Viridiplantae, Chlorophyta, Chlorophyceae, Sphaeropleales, Selenastraceae. The record is from RefSeq and is a predicted model, not a curated record.
AUGGGACAGUGCUCCUCGAGACCGCAGGUGGAGGACACGCUCCUCACACGGGCCGGCUCGGGCCCUGCGGGCGGCGCUGGCGACGGCAGCGUGCAAACGACACGGUCUGCGACAGACGGCAGCAAGCGCUCGGGCUCCAUGUCUCGAGAGGUCACCAUGCGGAUGGAGCUCAUUGGCAAGGUGCACGCGCUGCAGCAGGAGCUGGCGCUUCUGGGCAGUCCGCUGCUGGCGGUGCCUGAGGCCGCCGAGCUGCUGCUGGACCACCUGCACGCUGAUGUCAUCGGGUAA